Messenger RNA from Odontomachus brunneus, 7332 nucleotides. RefSeq lists its product as uncharacterized. The transcript is spliced from 5 exons. Lineage: Eukaryota; Metazoa; Arthropoda; Insecta; Hymenoptera; Formicidae. The record is from RefSeq and is a predicted model, not a curated record. The coding region runs from base 3435 to 4100 and encodes 221 amino acids.
UGUCGCGCGGCAAGGGAAAGAAAGAGAGAGAAAGAGGACGAGCGCAGAGACGGACGGACGGACGGACGGACGGAUGAACAGACAGACAGACAGACGCGGCGCGCACGGGGAGCAGCGCACAUCGCACUCGCGCAAGGCGAUCGGAGGCUUCUCGUACGUAGAGGUGAGCCCAUCAACGCACUCCUCGUUGGUUCUCGUUCGCCGCCAGUCAACAGAGCAGUCAAGAACAGGGACGGUCCGUCCGGUGGCUGUCCGGCGCACGGUGUCUCCCGUAUGGCCAUGCGUUUACCUGCGGUCGACCUGGUCACAGUAGGAGCACCCAUCGUCGAACGAGUCGUCCUCGUCGCCGUCGCGCGAGCACCACUCCGAGCGCAGCGACGCGCGACCGAGUUGCUCGGAGGUUGUCGACGCGACAACCAGCUCGCACGAUUAUCGCCUUGGAACGAUCAGAGCUACGAUCAUCGGUGGUCGUGGUCGGUGGGAGGCGUUCGUCGAACGAGCGCGCCGAUAGCUUCGCGAUCGCGUUGCUGCGAGGAGAGACUGUCGUCGCGCCGGAGCUGAUGAAAGAUACCGCGCGUCGCUCCUGACGCGUCGACCGACGACGUCGCUUCAUUUUUCCACCUGUCGCGUCGUGGCGAUAGGCCGCGGAGGCCGUAUCGUCACCAAACUGCGCCGUGCCGGCGAGUCGUCCACUCGGAGCGACUUUCACCCUACCGACGUUCGCCGGCGUCUGCAACCACGCGGGACUCCGCACCCUGAGAGAAGUCGCCGCAGCGCACGGGCACGCAGCAGCGGGAGGACCGGGCGGUGCGCGUGGCCUGCUAAGACCCAAGCCUAUCGCCGCGCGGCUCAGCCAGAAGCGAGUCAGUGCUACUCCCGAUUUCCGCGCGAGCACCGCUCUACGGACGGGGACGUUGCACGCGCGCAUCGGCUCUCUUUCUCUCUCCCCCUUGCUCCGCACUCGAUUCGCAUCACGUGGAAUUUGCGUUCCCCAGUCUGCGCCGGUGACCUGUCACUCGGACGGAACGCGACAAUCCGCGCUACUGAUCUUCCAACGGGUGCCGGAGCUUGUGAAAGUGCGGCGACCGAGAGUGGCCGGUGGCAGGGAUAAUCGAAGGGAUGAUAUCCCGGGGGUCUAGUGGAGAGAUCUCGUGACCGCGAAUCCGCAGUGGCGUACUCGUUUCAUGAAGUCUGACGACGGUGGGUUCGUGAUCAUCCGCGGAGAAGACUCUUCGUCGCGGUUUCUCGGCGAUUGUCUGCGAUACGCGAUCCAUCGUGAUUGCCGUGUUCCGUACGCCGCGAUCACUGAGAAACGCGGUAUCAGCGCGACGUCCCGAUUGCAAGGAGGACUCGAUACCCCAAAGUGGGUCUACCGCGCUCUGCAACGCACCGAGGAGACACCUCUGGCGCGGCCACUCUUUGGCAUGGUUACGUAAACGCGCGGACCGAUCGGCCGUUGCGUUGCCGAUAGACCGACCAGAAGUGUGCUUUCUCGGGAGAGGAAGUGGACAGAACGUCGCGCGGCGCCAGCCGUGACUCUGCCCCCGUGGACGGAAAAGUAAACAAAAUAGACAGAGUGAACGCCGCUGGACACGCACCUAUUAUCGGCAAUUUCGUCGGGUGUGUCGCGUGAUCGAACUGAUUCUGCUAUCUCGGGACGGCAAACUGUCUCUUUGGACGAAAUCGCCUUGUGCUCACGAGGUGCACUUCUCCGGCGAGUUCCCCGUCUCAUUUCGACAGGAGGACACUCCGCGUAGACUCGGCGAAAGAGCACGGGUGAAAGAUUCUCGACAACCUUGGACUCAGGAAAAAACAACUAAAUAAAGAAGAACGUACAACGAAGCGUCAACGGCCGAUUUGACGUGAUACUGGUGGUGACAACGGCGACAUUUGACGCGCGUUAUCCAUCAUCUCCGGGCGCCGUGUGCCAGCGCGACACGCCAGGCGUCGUCGCGCGAUUGUUAUUAUCGCCGGAGGCAUCCGAGAGAUAACGCGAGAGCGGCGUGAUCAUCACGAUUCGUCAUCAUUCUCGACGAGUAAAUUGCGGGAGGACAGCAACACGGGGCCGGGUCGCCUCAUCCUCCGCUUGGCGUAGGGCCGGAGGGCACGCGAUCGGAAGGAAGUAACGUAUACUCCUCUACUCUCGAUCGGCCUGCCGGGACCGCGUCGUAUAUCUCGGCGGUAAUGCGCGCAAAUUGCGCGUCUCGCGCCCCUUUCUCUCAGCACGAAGACGCUGCGACUAGAGGGAAGAAGCGCGUUUCAACUCGAGGAUAAUUCGCCCGUGUUGCGCUUCUUUUGCACACCUAUCCACCUACCCAGCUACGAUCUCGCGCCGUCCUCUCGUUACUGGGUUGAGAAACGAGCGCUUCGUGACUUGGAACGCGGGAUCUCCUCCGCGUUCUCUAGCCGCGGGCUGCAGCCUGUCAACUUCGAGAAGCGGAGUCAACCUGGGAUUCCUCGCAGGAGUCACGUGUUGCAUUCGACACUCUCACGUGUCGCGAGUGUGCCGUGCAGCGAGGGAGACCUCCAUUGCAAGAUCCUCGUCUUUGAGAUUCGCCCGUUCGAGCACUUUCGUGACUCCUGCUCCACGGCGGGCAGUUUGCAAUUUUCUUGGAAAGUCAGGGGAACGCCAUCGAUAAUUGCGCGCGGACAACGUGGAGGAGCGUCGACGCGCGAGCAUUUCGCGGAGCUUGACUUAGCGCGCGUCGGCUCGGUUAGGAGUCGGAGGUUCGCGCGCGAUUCUUCUCGCCGCGGCGAGAAUUCGGCGAAGGUGUCGCGGUGUUCGAGACGAGUGGAUUGUGUUCGAUUACCAUUCUUCCGACGCCGCGUGUGGUAGGAAGAAGAAAAGCCGAUGACAUUUCUCGGCGGAGACAUGAAACGUCCCGUACCGUUAUCACCGGUUGUGCAUAGUCGAGGGAAUCCAUUUGCUUAGAUCGCGAAAGCGCGCACACGGCGACAAUAAUCUCUCGGGGAGUGCUCGUUGACUAAUUUGCACGACAGCUCGUUCAUUUCCGCUGCGUGCGGCUCGCUCGCGGAACAUUCUCGGACUCUUAUGCUUGGACGCUACACGUGGACUCGCACUGGACAUUGAAAGAACUAAAAGUUCGCGGCUGUGAACAAUCGAGUUGAGUCCAAUUGAGUCAAGAAUUCACGCGACUGACAGAUUAACAUCUACUGCCACGAUUGAUGCCGCACACAAGUCCGCAAUUAGCUUCAUCCUGAUCGGCGCGGUAGCCAUGUCAUCGCCGGUUCGGCACGGCGGAUCACGAGAAAUCGGCGUGGAGCCGGGAGAGAAGAGUCAUCAUCAUCGGCCCGGUGCACUUAAGGUCGAGUGACGUCGACAGCCGAGAAAAUCGGUAGCUGAAGGAUCGAUAUAAGCGGAUCGAUCCACCACAUCGCAAUCGACGGCCUCCUUGCUGGCCUGGCCAGCUACUAUGCGAAUUGAAGCUCUCAGCACCCUCGUCGCGGUGGUUUGGCUGACCGCAGUCCUGUGCCCGCGGCUUGCUGCCGCCAACAAUCUGACUUAUUCCUUCUCCUCUCGAAAGAACAAGGACCAUCUUUAUAGAGAACAUGUCCCUCACUUUACACUAGAAGGGAUGCUGAACAAGCGGAUGACACUUCGAGAGAUGGAGUAUCUUCUGCAUAAGGAAUUAAUAGGCACCGAUGGCAACGCGGUCGAGUGCUGUCCCGCGAUUGUGGAUAUGGUGGAACCGAUCGGCGGUCGAAAUCGACGAAACAUGUUCGUCCAGCUCUUUCGAAACGGCGACAUUACCCAGAGGUUCUUCGAGUACUCCUGUAGGACAGACGUCCUCGACCGGCCGUGCAAGUUCAUCGACUGGAGGUUAAGUAACCGGUCUAAAUGCGUGCAGAAGUUCGCGUACGUGUAUGCUAUCGUCAACACUACUAAAGUGCAGGACUACAAAGAAGGACAUCCCGAAACCAAGACCGAGUGGGCAUUGGACUACAUCCGGGUGCGAAGUGGCUGCAGUUGCGAAAUCAUGCCGAAGACGAAGAAGAAAAAAGCCGCAUUGAGCAAAGCGAGGAGAGCGAAGAGUAAACUACAUCAAUUGAGAGACCUAGAGUUCGACUACGAGAUAUGAAUGUAUCGAUUCGCAUUCUCAAAUGACAGUAUAUGUUGCGUGUGAGUGUGUCGCGAUUGACCAAUAGUAUGAAAGGGAAUACGAAAUUACGUACGAGGCAGACGUGUGCGCGGAGAGUAUCUCAUAAAGUCGUUGGAUCGCAGAACGCAAGGGAACGUUACCAACGAUCGUAUCAUCGAUUUUCUGAUGACAAUUACCUAAUUAAUUUAUUAGAUAUUAUCGAGGACGUGGCGUGUCGUUUUGUAAAUGAUGCGCUCGCUGUCAAUUAAUCGUAUCGUACACAGAAAAUAAGAUUGGUUGAAUUAAUCUGAAUUUAGGAUAUAUUAACCAGACUUGGUGAAAAAUCAACGAACCAUACAUAAUUUUGAUUAAGAUAACGAAACAAAUUUGGUUAAAUGCGUUCUAAUUAAAAUAACUAUAAAAAUGUGGUGUUACAAUAAUAAAGUCACAUAUAUAUUCAUAUUUCUUACUAGAAAUUUUAUUACAUUUUUUAAUUGCGAAAGUUGUUUCUUUAGGUGUUAAUAUAUGAUUAUUUUACUUGUGAAAAUUAGCUAUUUAAAAAUUAAUUAAAUGUUAUAUUGUAUUUAAAGAAUUCGUCUUUAUUUUGGUGAAACCCGAAACUUUCGGAUUGUAAGUCGUUUGUCUACGUGCUACAUCACUUUUCUAAUUGAUAGAUUUGUUAUAUGUUGUCUAUCUAUGUUACAACUAGCGUUAAAUACCAGAGUAUCUCAUUAUAAUAAAUGAAAAUCUGUUUAUCUUCACCAAAACUUACUUAAUUAAACAUGUCAUGUUGAUUCAACCAGGUUCUUUUUUUCCGUGCACUCUUGGGUGUUCUGUUUACAAUUAUCUGUUAUUAUAUAGUACAUGUGUCUUAAGUAUUUCUUCAUCUUUAUUUAUUACAAAUUACUUCGAUAAGACAAAUUUACACGAGCUAAAAGUAGAUGUAACUCCACAUUACUGCACUACUCGCCGAUUGUGAAGUCAUGUUCUUACAGUGGCGAAGUAAUGAUCGUUAACAAACGUAAAUUUUGGAUGUUUCUCACAACGAACACAGUGGUCGACUAAUGUCGCCACUUAAGAGCAAUGUAUCGAAAUAAUAUUGCGAUAGUUUCCUUUAAUAAUUCAUUUAAUAAUUAAUUUUUAACGAGAUACACAGGGUAUGAGUAUCUUGCGUGUCACUUAACGCUUUAGCUUAGAAGAUUUACAACCCUUAAUCUAAUCUAUUCUUCAUUUUACAUGCGGCCAGUUUUCUAUUCUGUACUUUUACUUGUAUAUUAUAAAUUUGUGCGUGUAUUCGAUAAGCUUAUGCAAUAGUCUUAAUAGAAUAUAAGGGAGACCGGGAUUAGACGCCUCAUAUUUCAUUAUUUCGAAGUUACAACUUCUCAGGUAAAUAGUUGUGACUGACUAUAUAAACACGAUAGAAGCAGCCUUCUUUUAUAUGUUAAUAACCGUAUAUAGUAACCGUAUAUUUUGUGUGUUUCAUAAUAACUAAAAUACAAACAUGCGUUACUAUCUUAUCCUGGGUUAUACCGCGUCUUAUACCGGGUUUAAUUGUCCAGUAGCGCAUGAAAUAUAUAUAUAAAAAAAAAGGCUACAUAUAAAAUAUAUAUAUAUAUAUAUAUAUAUAUAUAUAUAUAUAUAUCCUGAUUAACAGUUCCAGAUUUUUCGCGAAGGAUCUCCACAGCCUUCCUAUCGACCCUUAAUUAUAGACUUUUACUCAUCCAUCAACUCGUUCGCCCAUAUGUUCAAUUUCGAUUAUUUUAUGAAUAAAAAUUGCUUUUAUUAUCCGAAACAAUAUAUCAUACACUUGCAAGAAACUUUAUUCUAACUAGUAACGCGUCACUUAAUUUUAUUCACUCACGAUAGAGAAUAUUAAUACACAAUUUCGAGAGGCUCAAAAAUUUAUUUUACUGCUUCUAAAUUAGUUUUUCUAUCUUUUAACUGUAAUAUUAUUCCGAUUUUAAUAAAACUCGAUAUCGGAACUCGGAAAAAAAGUAUCAUGUUAAAAGUAAAAGGAUCAUUUCGUGAUUUUGUAUAUAUCCACUGUUUCUCUCAAAAUAAAUGUUAAAAAGAGCAUAUCAGUAACAUAUCCCCGAGACCAUUUAGACCCGGUCUACCCUAAUAUCUAGCAAUUAAUUAGAGUUUAAUUUACUGUGUCUAAACAUAGAUCUGCAAAGUACGUCGUUGCGUCAAUAAUGAAGAUAUAUACGAACUGUAGUCCUACUAAAAUUUAUCAAAGAAAUCGUGGCGAGGUAUAUUUAACUAAUAAUGACUAUAUUGGCACAGGAGGCAUUGAUUGGAAUAAGUACAACGUGCGGACUAACGUUGGAUACGCCAAUAGCCAUGACAAUUAUUAACAAAUCUGAUUAUAUCGUAAGGGACGCGGAAGAAGAUAUUUAUAAUUACGUAAAGAAAAAACCGUUAAGAUUAAUACUGCAAUUCUAAACAAAAUUGUAAAACUCGUAACUUGUUUUCGUAAGACUCGUAAGAACUUAUGAGUAGGUCUGCAAUUUUAUGCGGAUCGUAUAUCAUAUGGUAACUCGUAAAUAUCUAUGAUUUUUUUUUUCGUAAGUUACGACUUUACGAUUUUACGAUUUACUCGUAUAUUUGCUUAGAAUUGCAGCAUAAGUUCUUAUCUUGCAGUUUUUCACUGCACAUCGAUGCAAGAAUGCACGUAAGAUAUAAGUAAAAUAAGUCUAGCCUAACGAGCGCGAACUGUUUUUCUCUUCUUUACUAGUAAAUAGUAAUAUCUUGCGCAGCGACAUUGGUGCCUUCGACUACUCUCCGUACAUCAAUGAAACGUGCUGACGUACAUUCGCGAAGGUUUGUAACUUUUACUCUACAUAUACUGGCAAAAAAUAACUACGUUGUAUCGCAUUAAUCCCGAAAGAUCUUCAAUACACAGGCGUGUACAUAUUACUGCGAAAAAUAUGCAAGCCGCUGUUUAUGUAUUGCGAUGUUCCGUAAUAUCACUCAAUAAUUUUAACACAAAUAAUGAUGUAAUAAGUAUGUUAAUAUAGUUGAAAUAGCUCCCCUCCCAUCCCUAUUCUCCCCAAUCACUUCCUACAUACAAUAUUUCGCCGUUAUUGCUAUAUUCAUAGUUUACAUGAAUUCGGGCUGAUUAAAUAUUUGUUGUAUUUAUACAUAAUACCCCGUAAAUGUGCACACAUGUUUCCUGUAUCAUGUAAACAUUGUACAUAAACAUCAUUAAUACACUUGUUAUAAAACCUUA